Molecule: messenger RNA, 538 nt
Organism: Zonotrichia leucophrys gambelii
Lineage: Eukaryota; Metazoa; Chordata; Aves; Passeriformes; Passerellidae
Gene: SERTM2
Product: serine rich and transmembrane domain containing 2
Exons: 1
Coding region: 132-407 (91 amino acids)
Cellular component (GO): intracellular membrane-bounded organelle
Source: RefSeq, a predicted model, not a curated record
AGCAGCUCCUGCUGAAGCCAUCCUGCCAUCUGUGCUGAGUUUCCUCUCCUGACCUCCUCUGUGAGCCUGGUGAGGGGAGACAGGAGUUCUGAAGGUAAAUACAGAAAAUGGACCAAAGCUGACAGAGAGCAAUGACUGAGACUUAUUUCAAGUUCCGCGGGAACCUGACUGGCCGUGUCCACCUUCCAACCCUGGCUACUGAAGUAGACACAACAGCAGACAAAUAUUCUGGCCUCUAUGUGUACGUGGGGCUGUUCCUAACCCUGCUGGCUCUCCUCCUGAUCCUGCUCUUCUCCAUGCUCCUGCGCCUGAAGCACGUUGUGUCCCCCAUCACCUCCCCAGAGAGCACUGAGAACGUGCAGCACUUCACGGACGUGGAAAUGCACAGCAGGAUCCCCACCACGUAGGGAGCCCACAGCAAACAGGGCUCCGUGCUUGGGAAAGGUGGUUUUUGUUCAGCAAAGGUGGUGGAAAGAAGCUCCGGGUGCCUGCUGAGCCCCACAAGUUCUUGCAAAGCCUCAGCAGCAUCUGGAGGGUG